Molecule: messenger RNA, 924 nt
Organism: Hibiscus syriacus
Lineage: Eukaryota; Viridiplantae; Streptophyta; Magnoliopsida; Malvales; Malvaceae
Product: FCS-Like Zinc finger 13-like
Exons: 2
Coding region: 89-742 (217 amino acids)
Source: RefSeq, a predicted model, not a curated record
UUGGCUACCUUCUGUGGAGGAGAGAGACAGCUUCAAAUACCUCUCCGAUUCUCCACCUCUUAGCUAAGGCUUUGAUCAUUUCUUAGUUAUGCCAGGGAGGAGACCACGUCCGAUGAUCGGAAAAUUGUCUGAACUAUUUGUGGCCGGCAAAAAGCCCGGAUUUUUCUUGGAUGCUGCUGCAAGCCCCACAGGUUCAUCAGACAUCAAAACUCCAUCACCAAAAGGUAUGAAGAGAUUUGAUGCUGGUGGGGUUGGACUAGGAAUCGUUGCUGCACUUGAUAAGCAUUCUGUUUGUAGCUCAAAUUUGAUUGUUGUCAAUUUUUGCAAGAAUCGUGAUGGAUUUAGGGGAAGACAUGAGGAUUUAGAGAUGGAAAAUUUGGAGGAGAUUACUUAUGUGAUUAGCCAUGGAUCAGGGAAGUCAUCAUCAUCUACAAAGGUGUAUUAUGAUGGUGGUGAACAAAGGAGAAAAUGUAAUAAUGGGGCAAGAUCUGUGGAAGAUUUUAGUUACCCAACUUCAGAUUUUCUCAGUUGUUGUCAUCUUUGCAGGAAACAGCUGCAUGGCAAAGACAUUUACAUGUACAGGGGAGAGAAAGCUUUUUGCAGUUCAGAGUGUAGGGCAACGCAAAUAAUGACGGAUGAGAGGAGAGAACGGUGCAGAUCAGAAGUUUCAAGGUCUGCAAAAGUAUCAACAUCUUGUGCUUCAGGGGAGAUCUUCUUCUCAACUGGUAUUCUUGCAAUUUAGGCCUCACCAACCAAGCUUAUAACGUACAUCUACCGGAAAAUACAGUAACUUCAUGAGGAUUAGUAAGAACUUUUAUUUAAAACAAAAAAGGAAAUUUUGGUCGGAUUGGAGCAGUGAUGUAUAGGUUGUAAUGAGAAUAACUAUGGAAUUUGAUGAAGAAAUGAACUUCCUUUUGUACUUUA